GUAACAACAACAGCGACAACGACAACAGUGACAACAACGACAACAUCAGUGACAACAGCGACAACCGUGACAACAGCGAUAACAGCAACAACAGCGACAAGACAACGACAACAGUGACAACAGAACAACAGCAACAACAGUGACAACAGCGACUACGACAACAGUGACAACAGUGACAACAGCGACAACAUCAGUGACGACAGCGACAACCGUGACAACAGCCGACAACAGCGACAACAGCAACAACAGUGACAACACCUACAACAGCGACAACACUGACAACAACGAUAACAGUGACAACAGUGACAACAGCGACAACAUCAGUGACAACAGCGACAACCGUGACAACAGCGACAACAGCGACAACAGCGACAACAGUGACAACACCUACAACAGCGACAACACUGACAACAACGACAACAGUGACAACAGCGACAACAGGUACAACAACCACA
Molecule: messenger RNA, 455 nt
Organism: Porites lobata
Lineage: Eukaryota; Metazoa; Cnidaria; Anthozoa; Scleractinia; Poritidae
Source: the annotation of a GenBank genome assembly